AGUCGAUGGAGAAAACCUACUCAAAGGAGACGCUCUCCUUGUGCGUUUUUUAGGAUACACGAAACGCACGAAUAACACCGUGGGACAUCGUCUGGCAUGGAAUUAAUCUCAUUUGCUAACAUUGUUUUCCACGCACAUUUUUCUAUUUCCUCCAGAAACGUGUGCGUCACCCUUAUCCUUUGCGCAUCUAGCAGUUAAACGGAUCAUAUGCUUUACCACAGCUUUCCAGUUUUUUUCCUCCUCCGGACUUGUUUCUGGUCCAGUUAGAUAUUUUUACUCUGGCUAGCCCGCGGAACGGAUGAAACAUGGUUUUUCGUCUUUGGUAGUCGACGCCUGCCUUUGCUUCUGUUGCCCGACCACUUAAAAGUUAGUGUGGGUCUGGAUCUAAAAGAACACGGGCUUUUUGCAGAGAAGUGCAUGUUCUAUAACGUUUUUCUUGGAACUUGCCACCCAUUGCACUCGACAGCGAAGUUUUAACGGAUUGGGGAUUAUAUCUAUAAGUAUUGAAAAGAAUGCAAGGGUAUUCCGGCGCGUACGCUGUCACAACCACACUGGAGUGUUAGUCAAACUGAAGAAAACUAUAUAUUAGCUACAAGUAAGAGUUUGGCAAAAGGGCGUAGUUGCUUUCUAGUCCACCGCCAGGAGUUCCUCUUGGAUUUACAAUGGUUUUGGGGCAUAUUUUCAGCGUCCUGGUUUUAUUAGGGAAGGUGGUGUCGUCCUCGGGGGGCUCUCCGUUCCUCUCGGCCAUGGGGACGCAGGGCUGGAGGGGGCCGGUGGACUGUGUGAAGGCCAGUGACCUCUGCAAUCAGAGCCCCCAGUGCAGCUCCAGGUACCGCAUCAUGCGCCAGUGCCUGGUGGGCAAGGAGAGGGCGGCCAUGUUGGCUAACCAGGACUGCCAGGCGGCCCUGGAGGUGCUGCAGCACAGCCUGCUGUACGACUGCCGCUGCCGGAGAGGCAUGAGGAAGGAGCUCCAGUGUCUGCAGAACUACUGGAGCAUCCACCUGGGGCUGGCUGAAGAGGAGGAGUUUUACGAGACCUCGCCCUACGAGCCUGUCACCGCUCGGCACUCCGACAUGUUCCGGCUGGCCUCCAUCAUCUCAGGCAUGGACCCAGGGAAGGGGGGCCACUGUUCGGACACAGGCCGCCCCUGCAACCCCUGCCUGGACGCGGCGAAGGCCUGCAACCUCAACGACACCUGCAAGAAGCUUCGCUCCGCCUACAUCGCCACCUGUAACCGCGCCAGCCCCCCGCAGGCCCCGCCCUCCGAGCACUGCAGUCGCCGGCGGUGCCACAAGGCCCUACGGCAGUUCUUCGAGCGCGUGCCGACCGAGCUCAGCUACCGCCUGCUCUUCUGCUCCUGCCGCGACGCCGCCUGCGCCGAGAGGAGACGCCAGACCAUCGUCCCGUCCUGCGCCUUCCAGGACCGGACCCGCCCCAACUGUCUGGAGCUCCGCCGGGGCUGCCGCUCCGAGCCCCUCUGCAGGUCCAGGCUUGCAGAUUUCCACAUGAACUGCCAGUCCACACCCUACUCCAUCACCAACUGCCCGAACGACAACUACCAGGCCUGCCUCGUGUCCUACGUAGGCCUCAUCGGAUCAGAAGUGACCCCCAACUACAUGGACGCCAGUUACACCAACAUCACCAUCACACUGUGGUGCAGCUGCAAGGGCAGCGGGAACCACGAGGAGGAGUGUGAGGCCUUUCUCCGAGACUUCAGCGAGAACACCUGCCUGAGAAAUGCCAUCCAGGCUUUCGGUCAUGGGCCUGACGUUCUACCCAAAGCCUCGACUCUCCCGGCGAGGCCAACGGCAAGGGCCGGCCUCGCUCCUGCAAACACCGGCAACCUUCCCGGGAACCCCAACGACGUCAGCCUCAGCAGUGACCCCUGCGUCUUCUCCACGUGCGCUAACCUGAAGGAGGGUGGCCACAAGUGCAAUCGCUCCGACGGGCGUGCCUGUGGCGAUAAGAGUGACCUGGGCGGCCAUUUUGAGAGCCCCUUCGAGUCGCGGGACUCUAAGAUGAAGGACGAGGAGCCGGACCGAUCCUCUGGGGUUCACCUGAGCUAUGUCCAGGCAUGCCUGCUGCACCUGGCCCUCCUGGGGCUCAGGCUGACUCUGUGAAACCUGCUGCGUUUCACUGGCUUGCCAACAAGUGGUGAAAAAAACAUAUUUCCAUCUAAAUUAAAAAUAAACUCCCUGUGCAGUGGACUCCUGAUGCUGGGAUAUCACUCUUUGUUCUCAAACCCCCAUCCCUUCGGCACUGAUAAAGACAGCUGAACAACAGCAUCAACAACAACCACAAAGUCAAUACAAAAUGGAAGAACAUAUCGAGAUGGUAGUGAGGACCUCUAUUUAGAGAGAGAAAAAGAAGGAAUUUCCCGAUAGCAGGACAUGGACAGAAAGGAAUAUCCCUGGCUCCUUGUCCGACUGUCAGUUGUAACCCUGGGUGAGAAGGAACUCUCCAGAAAAACUCUGACUUCAUCAGGGCAAGCAGGGAACAGGAAUUGCCACAGGACACAGGAAAUGACACAGACACUGAUAGUGACACGCGGAGUGAACACUGUUCUUGGAGAAACACCGUUCCCUUGACACCCCCCAAAAAAGUCAACGACAGCAAACGAUCAAUUUUGCAGAGAAAAUUACUGCCAAUUUUCUUGUAUUUUCGGAGCAAAUCUUUAUUCCGCUGGGCCUGUGUAUGAUAUAAACAAUUCGAGGUGAACGCUGCGUGACAAUUCCUUCAUAAAAAGGGAAGGAAAUUGGAUCAGGAAAGAAGGCGAAUCCAUUUCAAAACAUAAACCGACAGAAUUCACACAGGGAUGGUGUUCCCGCUUGGGGACAGAGGUGGAUUAACUCCAUUCCUGUCUGUUAGGGUUGGUGGAAAUGUCCCUUUUCAAAUGUACAGACCUGACAAAUAAUGCACUGAAAAGAGAUAACAAAGAGGUGUGUGUACAGCCCUGGGGAAGGUGGAGCAAGGAUGGCCAAAUGGAACCUAACACAGAGUGAAGUCACAGGGCCAAUCUGUGGCUGUUAUUGAGUCCCCACCCCACCCCCAAAGGAGAAAAUGCUCUGUUUGCUGAGAGCAAAUACAGUGUGCAAUCUCCUACGUGGCCUUACUAUAUUCUCUCCUCUUUGGCGUGUCCAUCUUGCGUACAAAUGCUAUGCUCAUCCCACCUCCCACCUCUCAGAGAGGGAGAAAGAUAAGUAAUAUGAAGGCUUUCAGGGUUCCCAGUCGUACCCAGUGUUGCUUCGAUUUAAAACAUCUCUUUAUGAAUCAAAGCAACAGUUUUUUAUCUCGUCUUAGCUGUAUCAGUAUUGCAGCGAUACACAGGCCACAGUGCAUUUCUGUCCUUAUUUUUCUGUUACAAACACAAACAACAAGCCACUACAACAUAAUUUUGUGUAACCAGGAGCUACCCUGUCAUGAAAUAUUGAGGGUAGAUCACUUCCCAUACAGUGAUGACAUUUGGACAUGGCAAAAGAAAAUGUAAGUCUAUUUUUAAGGUACAACACUUUUCAAUGUCAUGUUUCAACAGGGGGGAAAAAAGUAUAGUUUAACACAAACAAUGUUUCUUGUGAAGAUUCAUUAAACAAUGUUUUUCAUGGAUUAAGCCAUGGUUAGUGUCUAUGUUGGGUACUCGGCAGACCUGGUUCAAAUGCAUAAUUGUUUGUGAUUCAAAUACUUUUCUGUGCUCGACUGAGCUUGCCUGGUGCAAUUGAGCCUAGAGCCAAGAGGACCAGAUGGCUGGGUUUGCACUUUUUGAGACUAUUUCAUGGGACCCAAUACACUAGACAAGUUCACUAAAGUGAAGAAAACUAUGAAUCCAAAACAAUUACAUAUCUGAGCCAGGUCUGGUACCCAGGGCCACAAUUGGCAGAACAUUCCACUGCUGUGUGUAAUAUUUCCUUAAAGGCCCACACACAUCAGUGUUAUCUUCCUGCUUUUAUUAUCUAAAACGCUCACAAAACGUUUGCAAAGAGCAGUGACGUAGGUUUUUUUCUAACUCCUCCCCCUCCUGUGGUCAGCUCUCUGUGUUAACAUUUAGCAAUGCGAUCAUACAAUUAUGCAAAAGCAUGACGUGUGAAAUCGCUUCAUAAACAGCUUGGAAAAAUAGCAGUUAGUUCCUAAAAUAUGCAUACUUCUACCAUAAUUGCAAUUGUUUUAUUUGAAUCAGUAUGGAAAACGAAUGGAAAGCUCCAGGAUGACAUGAAAAGCACAAAAACACAAAAAGCAUGCGUGUGGGCCUUUAGUGGAGAGGUCAGGACACAGCAUAAUGCAAUGCAACUGAAUGAAGGAAAUUUUAACAUCCUUUCUGAUUAUUUUUAAACAUAAAGUGAAUUGAGCAACGUACCUGUUACACUUGGCAGAAUCUCUUUGUCUGAUUGUCUUUUGUCCAUCUGCAUUCUUAUCCUUUUAUGUGUCAAAAUAUAGUGGAACAAUGACAGCAUUGUCUUAUUUUAUGUUUUGAUGCUCUAUCUCUCCAUCUAUUUACCUGUCUAUCUGUCUCACUCUCCAAAAAAUAUGUAAAAGGUAUAAAUAAAUAUUGUGAUAUUAU
Messenger RNA from Conger conger (European conger), 4552 nucleotides. RefSeq names its product GDNF family receptor alpha-2-like. Gene Ontology annotation, biological process: nervous system development. The transcript has 9 exons. Lineage: Eukaryota; Metazoa; Chordata; Actinopteri; Anguilliformes; Congridae. The record is from RefSeq and is a predicted model, not a curated record. Gene Ontology annotation, cellular component: external side of plasma membrane; signaling receptor complex. The coding region runs from base 663 to 2120 and encodes 485 amino acids. Gene Ontology annotation, molecular function: signaling receptor activity.